AUGGCGUCUCAGAUUUCUUUCAAUGAAUUCACCUUCGAGGGUCAGCAGAGCACCAAAAACCUCGGUUUCGAUUGGGAUGCCCCCUUCCCUCUAGCACUCCAAGCGGUUUCGCCUAAUUCAGCGACGUUACAAGAUUAUAUCGACGCUCUUAAGGAGCUGACUAAGUCUGGGAAGAUCUUUGAUCUCGUGAAGAAGCAUGGAGGUGCUGUUCUCAUCCGUGGCCUGCCAAUCGACAACGCGCAGGACUACAGCGAUGCUGCACAUGCCUUUGGAUUCCGAGCACAUGAGGAGGUAGGAAGACCACCGGCACGGACUGUCCUAGCCAAGAAUGUUAAGACAGCAAAUGAAGGACCUCCUGAACUUCCCAUUUGGCCCCAUAACGAAUACGGCUGGUCAACAAUCAACCCGGCAUGGCUCACCUUCUCUGCCGUUGUGCCCGCUGAAACCGGUGGAGAAACACCGAUUAAUUCGAGCAUCCAGCUCGCCUCAAGAAUAAGAGCCGAGGCCCCCGAGUUCUACGAAAAAGUCCUGAAGAAGGGGAUCCGAUACGUCUACCGCUACGGCAAAGAGGAUGUUGUAUCUACUACUGGAACAAGUGUGUACGGCGCGUAUGGGCAAAAUGUCUUACCAAGCGAUGACGAAAAGACCGCUCGAGCCAAAAUUGAGGAGGAGGUGCGCCGACACAGCAACGUAUUCGAGUGGAACCAAGACGGCAGCUUGACGGUCACCCACACCACACCCUUAAUUCGAAUUCACAAAGAGACAGGUCUAACAACGUGGUUUGGCAAUGUCACCAGCGCGUGGGGGCGCAGUACACAUCACGGAGCAACAGAGCCCCCGUUCAAGGGUGAUGAUGACUCCUAUCACCCACCUCCGCUAUACGGAGACGGGGAGCAGAUUGAGAAGAAAUACCUGGAUCUAGCGCUCCAUAUUGCCGAGUCAUCGCAGGUACUUGUAAAAUGGGAGAAGGGAGAUGUUGUUCUUCUUGAUAACUUUGCCGUUAUGCACUCAAGGUCCCCAUGGAAGGGUGAGAGAAAGGUAUUAGCAGCAUUGUGGGAUGAAGAUGGGAGGGUCGAUGACUUUGCGGAGGGGAAGGAAAUCUUGAAAGAUAUUCCUCGCCGACCGAUUCUGGUCCAAGAUUGA
Clonostachys rhizophaga is the source of this 1143-nucleotide messenger RNA. The record is from the annotation of a GenBank genome assembly. Lineage: Eukaryota; Fungi; Ascomycota; Sordariomycetes; Hypocreales; Bionectriaceae.